GGCAGCCGCGGCCGCGGGAGCGCGGGGAGCGCGGGGCGGCCCGGAGCGCGCCGGGGUCCCCGCGCCCCGCUCGCGCGGCGGCGGCGGCGGCGGCUCGGAAGAUGGUGGCGGCGCCGUGCGCCCGGAGGCUGGCGCGGCGCUCGCACUCGGCGCUGCUCGCGGCGCUCACCGUGCUGCUGCUGCAGACGCUGGUCGUGUGGAAUUUCAGCAGCCUGGACUCCGGGGCCGGGGAGCGCCGCGGGGGCGCAGCGGCCGGCGCCGCCGAGCAGCCCCCGGCCCCGGCCCCGCGCCGGGAGCGCCGGGACCUGCCCGCCGAGCCUGCAGCCCGCGGGGCCGGCGGCGGCCGAGGAGGAGGCGGCGGAGGACGGGGGCCCCCGGCGCGGGCGCGGGGAGGCCGCCCCGGAGAAGCCCGCGCGCAGCAGCCGGCCAGCCGCGGGGCACUGCCCGCCCGGGCGCUGGAUCCACACCCGAGUCCCCUGAUCACCCUGGAGACCCAGGAUGGUUACUUCUUUCACCGGCCCAAAGAGAAAGUGCGAACAGACAGCAACAAUGAGAACUCAGUCCCUAAGGAUUUUGAGAAUGUGGACAAUAGUAACUUUGCACCUAGGACUCAGAAGCAGAAGCACCAGCCUGAGUCAGCAAAGAGACCUCCAAGUCGGCAGAAGGAGCGUUUGCAGAGGAAGCAGGAGCUACAGGACAAAGGACAGGGGCAUUCAGUACUGGGGAAAGGCCCCAGUGAGGUGCUGCCUCCCAGUGAGAGAGCCAUAGCCAACAGCAGCCGAGGGAAAGAUGUCCCCAGACAGUCCCACACCAGGAAAAGUGGUGGCAGCUCCCCUGAGACCAAGUACGACCAGCCACCCAAGUGUGACAUCUCGGGCAAAGAGGCCAUCUCCGCCCUGUCCCGCACUAAGUCCAAGCACUGCCGCCAGGAGAUCGGGGAGACCUACUGUCGCCACAAGCUGGGGCUGCUGAUGCCCGAGAAGGUCACUCGCUUCUGUCCCCUGGAGGGCAAAGCCAACAAGAAUGUCCAGUGGGAUGAGGACUCAGUGGAGUACAUGCCAGCAAACCCGGUCAGAAUCGCCUUCGUGCUGGUGAUCCAUGGCCGCGCCUCCCGGCAGCUGCAGCGUAUGUUCAAGGCCAUUUACCACAAAGACCACUUCUACUACGUCCACGUGGACAAGCGCUCUAAUUACCUGCACCGGCAAGUGCUCCAGUUCGCCAGACAGUACAGCAACGUCCGCGUCACCCCCUGGAGGAUGGCCACCAUCUGGGGGGGAGCCAGUCUUCUGUCCACCUACCUGCAGAGCAUGCGGGACCUCCUGGAGAUGACCGACUGGCCCUGGGACUUCUUCAUCAACCUCAGUGCGGCUGACUAUCCUAUCAGGACAAAUGACCAGCUGGUGGCGUUUCUCUCCCGAUACCGAGAUAUGAAUUUCUUGAAGUCACAUGGCCGGGACAAUGCAAGGUUCAUCCGGAAGCAAGGUCUGGACCGGCUCUUCCUCGAGUGUGAUGCCCACAUGUGGCGUCUGGGCGACCGGCGUAUCCCAGAGGGCAUUGCGGUGGACGGUGGCUCAGAUUGGUUCCUGCUGAACAGGAAGUUUGUGGAGUAUGUGACAUUCUCCACAGACGAUCUGGUGACCAAGAUGAAGCAGUUCUAUGCUUACACGCUGCUUCCUGCCGAGUCCUUCUUCCAUACGGUCCUGGAGAACAGCCCCCACUGUGACACCAUGGUGGACAACAACCUGCGUGUCACCAACUGGAACCGCAAGCUGGGUUGCAGGUGCCAGUACAAGCACAUCGUGGACUGGUGCGGCUGCUCCCCCAACGACUUCAAGCCACAGGACUUCCACCGCUUCCAGCAGACAGCCCGGCCAACCUUCUUUGCCCGAAAGUUCGAAGCUGUGGUCAAUCAGGAGAUCAUCGGGCAGCUGGACUAUUACCUGUAUGGGAACUACCCAGCGGGCACCCCGGGCCUCCGCUCCUACUGGGAGAACGUCUAUGAUGAGCCCGAUGGCGUCAACAGCCUGAGCGACGUGAUGCUCACCCUGUACCACUCCUUUGCUCGGCUGGGCCUGCGACGGGCUGAGUCAUCACUGCACACGGAUGGGGAGAACAGCUGCAGAUACUACCCAAUGGGCCACCCAGCCUCUGUCCACCUCUACUUCCUUGCUGACCGCUUCCAGGGCUUUCUGAUAAAGCACCAUGCUACCAACCUGGCCGUGAGUAAACUAGAGACCCUGGAGACCUGGGUGAUGCCGAAGAAAGUCUUCAAGAUUGCGAGCCCCCCCAGCGACUUUGGCAGGCUUCAGUUUUCUGAGGUUGGCACUGACUGGGAUGCCAAGGAGCGGCUGUUUCGCAACUUUGGGGGUCUCCUGGGACCCAUGGAUGAGCCAGUGGGAAUGCAGAAAUGGGGGAAGGGACCCAAUGUGACUGUGACAGUCAUUUGGGUGGAUCCUGUCAACGUCAUCGCAGCCACCUACGACAUCCUGAUUGAGUCCACUGCUGAAUUCACACACUAUAAGCCCCCUUUGAACUUGCCCUUGAGGCCUGGGGUCUGGACAGUGAAGAUUCUCCACCACUGGGUGCCGGUUGCAGAGACCAAAUUCCUUGUUGCUCCUCUGACCUUCUCCAACAGGCAGCCCAUCAAACCAGAGGAGGCAUUGAAGCUGCACAGUGGGCCGCUCCGCAGUGCCUACAUGGAACAGAGUUUCCAGAGUUUGAACCCCGUCCUUAGCCUGCCCAUCAGUCCUGCCCAGGUGGAGCAGGCUCGGAGGAAUGCGGCCACCACAGGCACAGUGCUGGAGGGAUGGCUGGACUCACUGGUGGGUGGGAUGUGGACAGCCAUGGACAUCUGUGCCACAGGCCCCACCUCCUGCCCGGUCAUGCAGACCUGCAGCCAGACAGCCUGGAGCUCCUUCAGCCCCGACCCCAAGUCGGAGCUGGGGGCGGUCAAACCUGAUGGCCGGCUCAGGUAGCACUGGCCUUGUGUGUGCCACCGUGCAAUCUCAAUGGAAAAGCAGCCAGAAGGGCAGGUGGGGCCUGAACCCGGGCCUCGCAACCUGGGGGGAGCCUCUUGUACAAGGGGCUCUCCUGGCCAUACAGUGAUGGGGAUGGUUUGGAGGUCAGAGCCGGUUGGCCUGCAUUUGGCAUCUGGCCUCUGAGGGUGGGGAUGACUCAGUCCUGGUGUCAUGUUGGUUUCUCCUCUUCUGGUUGGUCCUCAGUUCCUGCAGGUUUCUGUCUUCCCCCUCCAAUGACCUGCACUUGUCCCCCCACCACAAGUGAGUUUCACUUUUAUUUUGAGCAGAAAACUUAGUUUACUCAGCACAGUGGCAGGUUCAAGGUACAGAUGAAAUCCAGGUUGCUCUGCUUGAAACUGAGGAGCGGGAACUUCCCACUCAAGGCCCAGCCCAGCGGGCAGUCCCUUUGUCAAGGACGUCUUCUAAGUACCUCUUCUGAACCCAUCUCUUCUGAACCCAAGGGCUCCACGCAACCCAGUUUGACAAGCACAGCCCAGAUCAAGGGUUUGAGUUCCAGCCCCGCCCUUCCAUUUACCUUUGUGCUCUGCUCCUUUGGCUGGGAAACCCUUGCCCACCCUGAAAUAGCAGACUGGCCAAAGGCCACAAUCUCGGGCCUUUCCCAGGGAGGAAGCAGGCUUGGGGAGGCUCUAGGCCUUGAGUUGAGCUGUUCUCCCUCGUAACUAGAGAAGCAGGAAAGCCUUUCGAUGUGACAUGGCCUAGAUCAAUCAAGAAGUAUGAUAACCAACUGUCCAUUGAUCCAGGCCAUGCUCCACCAAGGCGGCUCACAUGGUAGCAGAAAUGCAGUGAUUCUGUGAGCAUGAGCCUUGAGUCUCCCAGCUCUCCAUAGGCUUGGAGGUCAAGAUCAUGACCUCUUUGGUACUUAAAAAUGGAAACACCAGGGACCAUGGCCCUGAAACUCCCAAAAGAUCGCUUGGAGAAACUCCUGAGUUGAACAGCACAGCAAUACCCAUCACCUACCAGAGCCCUUCUACCCCGAGAUCAGGCACCCAAAACCUUUGUGAAUUGCACAUUUGGUGCUGUAGGCAGUGACCAAAUCACAUGGACCAGACUUCUCCCAUCCAGGAAAAAGCAUUUUAGAUUUGGUUUUUAAUUCCAUGCCCUUCCUUAUCCGAGGUGACAUAGCACAUAAAUUAGGAAGAUUGAAUUUCAACAGUGGGAGGGGUGUUUAAAAAAAAAAAAAGAUAGUAUGAUUCAAAUCGUUUGAGUUACCAGAAACCUAAAGGGUUUCUUUGCCAUGAGGGCUCUGCAGGACCAUCCCCCGCUAAUCUGGGGAGGCCUCCCCAGAGGCUCCACUUCUUCUUUGAAUCCCACCCUCCCUGAAUGACAGCAUUUCCUGACAAAAGCCACACAUGUCCUUCCUAUGGAGAGCUGGUCUUUUCAGCACUCCUGAUGUGAGUCCCCCCGAUGACCUGUCCACUGCGCUGUCCCUGUUCCUCCCAGCAAGGCAAGAUGUCCCGUUAGCAAUGGAGGAGGACAUAGAGAAGGGACACUAGAUAUUUAUUAUUUAUAUGUUUUAGUCAAUGACUAAUUAGUAGGUGCUGUUUUUGCAGCUUGUCAAUUAUGUUACUAACUGAAGCUGCCUUUAUUCACAAAAGGCUCUGUUCCCUUCCUCUGCCACUCCUGCCCCCAGUUGGUCUGUCCGUCCGCCUGUCUGUCCAUCCGUCCAUCCCUCUCUCUCUCUCCCUCUCUCUCUGUCUGCCCUACAUUCUCCUUGUCCUCAGAGUUAAAAGGGGGUGUGGAACACCAUGGGAAGUUUGAACUAACAUCUUCGACUGACUGGGUGCCUUUGGGACCACUGGAGCCUGUUUCCCCAUCAUUCAGGGUGUUAGUUUCAUCUGUCCCUCCACAUCCAAGAGUGUUGGCAUUUCUGAGCCGACCCCACCCCAGGCACCGCGAUGUGACAGGCUGAAGACGUGGGGAGAUGGGAUUGAGCUGACUGAGAGAGCUUGGACCAUCCCUGCUGGCUCCAUGGUGGACGCUCCAUGGCCAUUUUCACCACGGGCCUUGAUGUGCCAGUGACUGAGGGAAGCCUGCCCCUUCCAAGAGAGUUCCAUCCUAGGAAGAGGGCAAUCAGAAGACCCAGCUGGAGAGCUCAGCUAUUGUCCCUGGUGGUUUUGGGACCUCAGAGUGGCUUUCUCAGGAAGCCCAUAGGCUCUCCAAAUAGUUUUAGAAGGCCCAUGGGAGCCACAAGUCUGGCACCACAUCCUCUUCCUGCCCUAGCCCCUGUCUCUGACUAGGGUUUCCCUGGGGCUGCAAAAGCCCUGGGCAGGCUCCCUUUCUCCCUCCUUGCUGGGCCAUUACAGCUCUGCGUUUUCUGCAGUGUUAUAAUCAAUGGCAUGUCCUUAUGUACAGUGGGAAUUGCAGGCACCAAGACAAGACCCUUCCUGACCCAAUCAGACAUUUCUGAUUUUUUUCCCAUUCUGGAAUGAGUGAAGAAAUGGCAGAGCUAACUUACUCUGGAGACUGCCUUCCUCCCCCCAGGGCUCCCCCUCUCACACACCCCGCUUUUUAAUUUGGGGUGUUUUUCUUUGACUCCUCUGUUUUUAGACCAGAGAAUAAUUUUGCAGAUGUUACGUUUGGUAAACAAGGAUAAUUCCAAGCACAGCCAAGUAUUAUUUGAGAAAAGAAGGUGUUUUUCCAGAGAAAAUGGGGUAACUCCUUGUUUUUUGUUGUUUUUACCUGCCUAAGAAUGGUUGUGUGUGUGUGUGUGUGUGUUUUGAAAGCCACUGGUCAGGCAGCCUUGAGCUGUGGCUGCCUGAGGAUUUUAAAAGUGUGGUGGUGUGGUCUCUGGGAGCCUUAUUAGAGUCUACAGAGGGUGUUAGCCUAAGCUGUGGGCUCAGCCACUGGCCAAGUCCCUGGAGACUGGGGAGAUGAGGAUCUCAGCUUGCGGGGUGAAGGGAGCAUUCAGACUACAGUUGUCUCUGCCAGUGCCCACCUAUCCGGGAACAUUCUGGUAGAAAUGAAGUUUAGAAGGCAGCCAGCUUUCCCAAACCCCACUUCCCAGGUCAUGCACAAAGCAAUGUGUCUCCAGGGAGGAAGUGAGCAGUUCCCAAAUCCCCUUGUUGUAAGAAGUACACCCCGUCUUCCCUUUGGAAAACGGUCUUUCCAGCGGGAUCAGGGGUCUUUCUGAUUUUAUUUCUCAUUGUUGGUUUAACUUGUAAAAUUCAAAUGGCAUUUACAGAGGGUGAGUAAGGCCACAUAACCCCUACUCCAGAGGGCUGGGUUAUUGCUACUCUAGGCACAUGCAAGGUAUACAGGGACCAUGUCCCCUUCUGGUUCUCUAGUUUUCAGGUAGCUACAAGGAGGACGGUGGCUGGAACCUUGAGUCAUCUGCUGAGAAGGGAGAGUAGACAAGAGAUGUUGUCUCCAGGUGUGAGCGAUGAGCAAGGAUGCCUUUCACAUCCAAGUUCACUGAGAAGUCAGAACACCAGUAGCAUUUCAGGAGUGUGUGUGUAUUGGGUGUGUGUGGGGGGGGGUUAUUCUGAAAACUUCUGUCAGCAUGCUCACCUUGUGUUUGUAAAGAAAGCUUUGCAGCUAAAGGUUCACUCUAUGAUAGGAGUCACGAAUGAGACCCAGAAGGUGAACGUAAGUGAAUGAGACAGUGGUGUAAGAGGAAGUGGUAGGGACUGUGGUGCUCCAGGCAUACAUGUGCCCCAUCCAGAAAGCAGUCAUGGCUCAGCUUCAUGGAAGAGUAGAAUCUUCCAGUUUGGAAAAGGAAGCCAGAUUUUUUACAGGAAAUCUGAUUUUUCAAUGUCAGCUAUCACAGUGAGGGAAAAAAAGUCCAUAAUUCACUUACGUUCUACCAGCAAAUUCUGCUCUCAGAGGUGGUUUAAAAUUAGGCUAGGCCUUGUCCUAGUAGACGAGGGAAGGAGCCAGCAUUUGGGAAGAGCAAAAAGAAUGGUUCACAUUGAUUCCUGAAGGGAAGGGGCCCUCUGGCGAGUCAUCAUUCCCUUCCCAAAAACCAUUCCUCAGAGGAGGCUGGCUUGUUGGCUGUCCUGGUCCCAAAAUGUUUGUGCUGAAGGGAAAAAGGAAUGCCCUUUGGAGGUCUGGGAUGCAGACCUCUUAGACAUUCAGAGGUCCUAAUCCACAUGAGUCCCUACCUUCCAAGUUCCAUCAAACCAGGCAGAAAUGGCAAGGAAAGUCCAGAAGGGAUUAGUGAGUAAAACUGCCAGUUUCUGUCCAGUCCCACAUCUUGGCAGAUAUAUGGCCACCUCUGAAAGCUUCCUUAGAAAACAUACAGAGCUGUGCUUGCUCACAGGAAACCCUCUUUACUUCUGCCUCAGUUUCCUCGCUUUGCUCAUGGGUCAACCACAGGCGCUACCUCAUUGUGUCUGCUGAGAAGUUAAGUUUACCUGGGGGAAGGGAAUGAAGGUGUCCAAAUGUACUGGAGCUGAAUGUCUGAUCUAUGCAAAUCUCUCUCUUGCUCACUCUCUCGCUCUCUCUCUCUCUAACUUAAAAGUAUUAUUUUUUCCCUUGCAAACAAGAUACUGUACAGGACCCUCUUAAGACUGAGGAGGACUUUCACAUGCCACCUGUGUCUACCCUUCACGUUGUCUUUGGUUCUGUACUUGUCAAGCCCCGAGCAGGGAGAGAGUGGCCUCUCUUGUCUCCCCACUUGGCUGGGAAUACUCCAACUGCCUCUGCCUACAGACACCACCAGGAAGCAGGUUUAUACCUGGCUACCACCAUUCCUCACACCACCUUCUCUUCCUGCAUUUUCCUGUGACUUGCUUCUCCUGUCUCCCACUUCCCCUCUCCUCCCAAAAAGCCUUAGGGUUCUCCUUUUUGAAAUGUGGCCUUAAAAUUAUUAUUAUUUUUUGGGGGUGGGGGGGAAGGCUGACGUCCUCUGCCUCUAAUUUCCAGCACCAUCACAGAAGAAUGAGCAUCUUAAAGCUUUCCUGGCAACCUCCUGUCAAGGGGCUGCUGAUCUGUAGUUCGCUGAUGUGAUAGAAAUUGCUUACAACUGUUGUCUUUAAGAAAAAUGUCCUUCUGUUUUUCCCAUGGGCAAAAUGAAGGUUUGAGUGCUCACGUAAGCCUUAGCCAGCUCCUGAAGCUCUCUCUCAAAGCAUACUGCUGCUGUAGUGGGCUGGGCUAAUUACCAGAAUGAUGCUCAAGAUGGCUUUCCAACCUCUUCCCCCCAAGACCGGGUGACUUUAUGACUUCAUUCAAGGGUAAAUCAGGAGCGUUUCUCAAAUUAGCUCUUCGUCCUUCCUGCCUGGAAAGUGAUAGCAUUAAAUAUUCCUGGUGGGUAGGUCAAGUUCUUAAAGGGAUCGUCCUUUCCCUACCUUCAGACCCCAUCCUGAAUUCUCCCAUCACUCCAGUGCUGGUGGAGCCAAAGACAACCCCAGGGUUUUCACGGGAAAUUCACUGGAAUUGAACGCGAUUUCUUUGUAGUCUUUCUGUCUCUCUCUUUUUUAAAAAAAAUACUCUUAUGUUGUCAAUAGCAUUUGUUUGAGUGUUUGUUUUAGAGGCCUCACAAUAAGUUAUUUCUGUCUCCCUCAUUGUUAUCAAAGACAUGUGGUGAUAUAGUUUUUAAAAAUAACUAUUUUGUUAUAGAUCACAAUAUGCAUAAAACUGUACAGAAAUAUUUUGUAAUGUAUUGAUUUUAAAAAAAGAAUCUGUAAAUAAAGUUUUAAAAACAGAGAGAAUUCACAUGGCACACACGGAAAGAUGUAGAUAUUUUGCUAUUUAUUUAAAGGAGUAUUUUAAGAGAUAUUGAACAAUCUGAAAUUGACCAAUAAUCAAAGUUCUAAUCAUCCAAAUGCUUUUCUUUGUGGUAGAAAGUGAUUCUCAGAAAUGACUGCAUCACCUGCCCAUUUUUUGCACCUUUUCUGUCUUAUCAUUUAGCAGAGAAACAACCACAACAAAAUUGUGCCUUAGCUGUAUUUUUUUGUCUAGGGGAGUUCGUUUCUGUCUGACAAAGCGAAAUUUUUUGCAGAAAACAGUGGAUGUAUUAAAUACUGUAUCAUACCAAAAACACUGCAGGUGUACAUAGAUGCUUUCUGUCAUACUGUGUUUUCAGAUGCAGAAUUUUAAAAUAAAAAAAAUGCUGUCUUUAUGGAA
Molecule: messenger RNA, 9101 nt
Organism: Castor canadensis (American beaver)
Lineage: Eukaryota; Metazoa; Chordata; Mammalia; Rodentia; Castoridae
Gene: Xylt1
Product: xylosyltransferase 1
Biological process (GO): chondroitin sulfate proteoglycan biosynthetic process; heparan sulfate proteoglycan biosynthetic process
Cellular component (GO): membrane
Molecular function (GO): protein xylosyltransferase activity
Source: RefSeq, a predicted model, not a curated record